Molecule: messenger RNA, 1998 nt
Organism: Necator americanus (New World hookworm)
Lineage: Eukaryota; Metazoa; Nematoda; Chromadorea; Rhabditida; Ancylostomatidae
Exons: 20
Coding region: 1-1998 (665 amino acids)
Source: RefSeq, a predicted model, not a curated record
AUGGCCUAUCGGGAAAAGUUGCCAUCGAUGGAUUACACGGUCACAGGGACCGAUUCCCUGGAGAGGAUCGCCGCCUCCCACGAUUGCACGGUCGGCGAAUUGAUGAAACUCAAUCGGAUGAGCUCGCGUAUGGUUUUUCCUGGUCAGAAGAUUCUCGUGCCAUUGUUAACGUCGGACGACGUGUUCGAUGCCGAAUCCCGAUCUGCCUCCACACCACGUCCUAUAAAUCAAGUAGCAGGGAGUGAAAGCGCUGCAGAUGGUAUUCGAAAAGGGCCGGGAGGUGCUGUACCUGCUACGCAUCAACGAGCGGGUAAUCUGACGAAAACAAGAAGCGCUCCGGUUUCUGGUAGCGAUGAAGCAGAUUCAGACUGUCUGCAGCGAUUUUUGAAAAUCAAGGUCAAACAAGUAACGGAGUCUGAUGGAACUGUGUCCGGCACGUUACUUGUUACUCCCAAUUGUCUCAUGUUUGAUCCAGACGUCACUCACCCGCUAGUCAAAGAGAAUGGGCAAGAUUUAUAUGGAAUGGUUGCAAACAUGGACGAAAUCGUCUCAGUCUCAGUGUACAAGGAAAUAACUGCACUAACUGGGGAUAAGACAGAUAAGAAAAAGGAUAUAUUCGAUCCGAAUCAUAUCAGGACUGAUGCUCCGCAGUCAGAAUCGGUAGUUUUUCAAGGAGGCGACGUGGAGCUGCCUGAGCCUGAAAGUGAGUCGAAAGACGUCCCAGAUGAUCCUGUUCAACAGGAGGCUGAACCGCUUGAGUCGGUUGACAACAUGAAAGUAGAUGAAGUAGAUGCUAAUGGACAGCAUUCCUCUAAAGCCGGUAGUGAAACCCAUUUACCAUCUAUCGAUGAAGAAUCUCAACUUCUGAAGUCACCUGACGAAGAUCCUAAAAGCAGAGCGAACAGUGAUUUGACAAGCGAAGAGUUCGCUGCAGUGCAUGUACGUCAACGGUCCUCGUCGUCGUUAACAUCUUCGUCAUCUCAUGAAGAAAGACCGCGUUCAUUUUCUGAACUAGAUACACAAGGUGGAUUUGGGUCACGAUUUUCACCAAACGUUGCGCGAAGGUCGUUCGGCAAACUUGGACGCACCCUUAGUGCUCGUGCGAAGUCGAUUCAGGGAACAGUAACUCAAGGCACGAAACAAGUUGCUCAUGGCGUUGUUACCCACACAAAAAGCGCUGCAGAUUCGCUGCAAACGGGUCUCGAGACAAGUGUCAAAGUGGUUGGCGAAGCGGCUAAUGCGGCAGCGAAUCAGGCGAAGGCUGCUGCCGAUGCUGUGGCAGCAGUUCCAGGCCGUGUUGUGGAUAUGGGAACAUCGUUAGUAUCGGAUGGCAUUAAUGGAGUGCAAGAAAUGUUCAACGUGGAUGUGGAGGAGCGCAGUGCGACUCAGCUGAAGAGGGAACAAUCGCUGGCUACUUUGGAAGGUUUGAAGCAACGAACUCAGCAAGCUCGAGACGAUUCUGUUGCGAAAAAUAAGCAAAGCAUGUUCUCCUGUGCUACCUCAUCUGACGAAGUCCCUGAUCUUUUCUUUGCAGUUGAUGAAAUUGUUGGUCGUGCACAGUCGACCGAUGAUGCUGCUGCUUCUCCAACACUUCCCUAUUAUAUGGCAGUUCGACUGACGAGAAAGAAGAGGAAAUCUAGAAAGUCUUCCCCAAGCCAUACUUCUUCCGUGAGCUCAUACGACGAGGAUUGUGCCUUUGGGAAUAAGCUGAAGCGAGAGUUUUGGUACGCAGUACCACGUUCAAAAGCUGACAACAUUUAUCAUUUUCUCUUGCAGUGGUCACCGGAUAAGUACGGUCAGGAUACAACCACAUCUACCCUAGACGAAUCGUCUAUUGCAAGCGCGGUGAACGACUCAUCAAGAGACGAUCGUGGAUUCAUCGUGCUGGAUUCGACAACGGAUGAUAAUCUUGCCGAUUUGGAUCCAUUUUGGACUCCUGCGACCAUCAACUUCCGUACUCUAUUGCACUUGUUGGAUACUACUAACGACAACGAAUGA